AUGGGGAGCGUCAGCAGCCUGAUCAACGGCAAUAGCCUCAACACGAAACACUGCCGGGCGUCGGAGUACAGGAUCAGAAAGGGAACCGACCAUCACAGAAAGAGUGGCGGUUGCAGCCUCGACGGUUUACUGAACUGUGGUUUCACUCAGGGCUCCUCGUCCGUGGCUCAUUCCUCCAAAGGCCUCACCCACUCCCGCUCAGGACGGAGUGAAGAUUUCUUUUACAUCAAGGUGAGCAAUAAAACGAGGUCAGCCAAUCACCGAGUAGGAUCGAUGGAGGACAAAGGGAACAGAGAUGGGGAGUCAGACGGGCGACUGCAACCAAAGCUGCUGCUCAUGUCGAGGAAAAUGAAUGAGGCGACCACUGCUGAGAAGUCAUUGGUCCGUUCCACUGCCUUCAAGCCUGUGCCUCCCAAGAGUGCAUCCUCCACCGAGACAGGUCACAGCAGCCUGGACCGCAUCCUUUGUCCUCUGGAGAAACCAAGGAGUUCAGACUUUAGACACAACACCUUUUCAGGGACUCUGUCAGACUCCGGACGGAACUCUAUGUCCAGCCUCCCCACCCACAGCACCAGCGGCAGCCUAAGUGCUUCCACAGGCCCUGUCAGUCACAGUGAUGGCAGCUCAGCUCCUGCAAAUAGUCUCGGCAAGGCAGCACAACCCAGUUUGCCUUCAUGGGUCAAGGGGAAUAGCACUAACCUUGAACCUAGCCACAGGACUCUUUUAAACACUGAUGGCUUUGCAACUAAGGCUAAUGGGGAUGCCGGCUCCCCAUUUUCCGUAGAUAAGUCAAGCCCUCUCUCUGGAACAGCGGGUGGGAUUCGAUCUCCCAUUACCACAGAUGAGUCGCUGAUUGAACGUUUGGAACAAAGGCUGUUGGAGAGAGAGACUGAACUGCAGGACCUACAGGGGAGUUUUGAGGAGAAGGAAGCAGACACCUGCCAGCUCUUUGAUGAGAGACAGAGGUACUGUUCCGAGGAGAUGGAGGGGCUGAAGCAGCGAUGCUCCACAAAGUUACGACAAGUGUCGCAAAUGGCUGCAAAAACCCAGCAAGCGCUCCUGCUGCAGGUCAGCCAGCUCCAGGCAGAGAAGGAGAGGCUCCAGGACGACGUUUCAAAAUUGACCCGGGAGAAGGAUCUCAUCAAGCUCAGGCUGAGAUCUUACGAGGUCGAGAGCACACAGUUGGCGCCGACACUCGAGGAAACUCAGUGGGAGGUUUGCCAGAAGACAGGAGAGAUCUCCCUGUUGAAGCUGCAGCUGAGAGACAGCCAAGCGGACGUCAACACCAGGCUAAACGAGAUAGUCAGCCUCAGGGCGUCACUGAAGGAGAACGCAGUGAAGAUGGAGAUGCUUGAGAAACAGAAUAAAGACCACGAAGAAAAACUGCGCUCCCGCACUAUAGAGGCCGAGGUUUGCCAAAAUGAACUCCAACGCAAGAAGAACGAGGCUGAUCUGCUGAGGGAGAAAGUGGGCAAACUCGAGAAAGACAUUCAGGAAAUGAAAAAGGAUCUGGUUGUGGCCAAAGAGGAGAGGCUGCAACACAGUUUGAACCUUGAGGCCAAUGCCCAGACUCAGGAAAAACUAAUCAAAGGCUCAGACUCCCCUACCCACGGCGGGGGUGAGGAGAACAGGGAAGACACCUCCACAGAGUCACUCCAGACAGAAGUGGGGCGACUGAAGCUGCAGCUCAGGGAGGAGCAGGACGCUCAGGAAAGGCUGGCGAACACCUUUGAACAGGAGAGGCAGACCUGGAACAAGGAGAAGGACAGAGUCAUCAAGUACCAGAAGCAGCUCCAGAUCAACUACCUGCAGAUGCACAGGAAGAACCAGGACCUGGAGAGGAUCCUGAAGGAGCUGACCACUGAACUGGAGAGCCGGACGGAGCUGGGAAUGGACAUCUACAGCUCAGGGUUACAAACAUACGAAGACGUUAUUGCCACAGAGAUUUGA
This is a messenger RNA of Limanda limanda (common dab), 1950 nucleotides long. It is a transcript of the gene lzts1, whose product is annotated as leucine zipper, putative tumor suppressor 1. The coding region runs from base 1 to 1950 and encodes 649 amino acids. Gene Ontology annotation, biological process: regulation of synaptic plasticity; regulation of dendrite morphogenesis. NCBI's taxonomy places the organism in Eukaryota, Metazoa, Chordata, Actinopteri, Pleuronectiformes, Pleuronectidae. Gene Ontology annotation, cellular component: dendritic spine. The record is from RefSeq and is a predicted model, not a curated record. The transcript is spliced from 8 exons.